Messenger RNA from Macrosiphum euphorbiae (potato aphid), 2514 nucleotides. Lineage: Eukaryota; Metazoa; Arthropoda; Insecta; Hemiptera; Aphididae. The record is from the annotation of a GenBank genome assembly.
AUGGGAAAAAAGCUUUCGGAAGCACAGAAUAGAAAACGAAAGGCAGAAGAAAUCGCUGCUAAAAAAAAGGAACAAAAUAGUAUGGAAAAGUUCUUUAAACCUAUUGAUAACAAACCAAUAGAAUCUUUUGAAAAAUCGAAUGAAACUUUUGAUUCCGAAUUAAUGGAUAGUGGUACCUAUAAACAAAAACCUAGUUUAGACAUAGAAAAAAAUGAAAUUCAAACACAAUAUGAUGAACUCAGAUUUGACGACGACUUAGAUGUUCUAAAUGAAAGUACUGUUUGUGAUGUCAGUUAUUUGGAAAAUCCAGCCGAGUGGCCAUUAGCAAUAAAUAUGAAACGUAAUAUUAUAGAUAGAAUAGUAAUGAUUGGUCCAAAAAAAAUAUUUGAAAAUAUAUCUUAUCCGCUAGAUGAGCAUAAAAGGCAUUUUUCUAAUUUUCAUGUAUAUCGUAGUUGUGAAAAUGGUGAAAAAAUUAAAAGACGAUGGUUAAUUUAUUCAAAAACUUCUGAUAAAGUAUAUUGUUUUUGCUGCAAACUAUUCAAGCCAGAUAGUGGAACAUCGUUAGGACACAGGGGUUGUAAUGAUUGGAAGCAUAUAGGGUCUAUAUUAAGUGAUCAUGAAAAAUCUACACAUCAUUUUAUUGCUACUAGCAUAUGGAUUGAAUCUGAAACCCGUCUAAAAAAAAAUGCUUGUAUAGAUGCUCAAAAUCAACAUAUAUAUGAACAGGAAAGUCUUCGCUGGACAAAAGUUUUUGAUCGGUUAAUAAGUAUAAUUUUGUACCUCGCUCAACACAAUAUGGCGUUUAGAGGUACAUCUGAUAAAUUAUUUCAACCAAAUAAUGGAAAUUUUUUAGGCUUAGUUCAACUUCUUGGUAAGUACGAUGAUGUAAUGGCAGAACAUUUACGUCACAUAUCUAAAAAAUCGAAUAGAAAACAUUACUGCAGUCAUGAAAUUCAAGAUCAAUUGAUAAACUUAAUGGCUAAUAAUGUUCGUGAUACUAUUAUAGCUAAUCUUCAUGAUGUAAAAUAUUAUUCAAUUAUUACAGAUUGUACACCAGAUAUAAGUAAAUCAGAACAAAUGUCAUUCACUGUUCGUUUUGUCGAGAAAGUUGGAAAUAGCAUAAUUAUAAAAGAACAUUUCAUUGGUUUUAAAACUGCUACUGAUUCUACCGGAUUAGGUCUUUCACAGCUUAUGUUGCAAACACUCAAGGAUAACAAUAUUGAAUUUACCAACUGCAGAGGACAAGGAUAUGAUAAUGGGGCCAACAUGAAAGGAAAAAAUCAAGGAGUUCAGGCAAGAUUAUUAAAUAUAAACCCAAGAGCAUUUUAUAUUCCAUGCAGUUGUCACUCUUUGAAUUUAGUUGUUGCCGAUGCUGCAUCGUCUUCUAAAGGAUCAAUUUCUUUAUUUGGAUUAAUUCAACGGGUAUAUGUAUUAUUUUCGGCUUCUGUGAACCGUUGGGAGAUUCUUAAAAGGCAUAUAUCAGGAUUUACUGUUAAGCAAGUAUGUACAACUCGUUGGGAAAGCCGCGUAAGUGCCGUUAAAGCAAUGCGUUAUGAAACAAAUAACAUAGUUAAUGCGUUAAUAGAAAUUUCUGAUUCACCAAAUGCUGACGCAGGUCUUCGUCAUGAAGCUCAAUGUUUAGCCGAUAACCUAUGUGAAUUUGAAUUUCUUAUCUCACUUGUUGUUUGGUACGAUUUACUGUUUCAAAUCAAUGUAGCUAGUAAAUCAAUGCAAGGAAUCACUAUGGACAUAAUCACAGCCACUUCAAUUGUUAAAGGUUGUUUAAAUUAUAUUAUUUCUUAUCGAAAUACAGGAUAUAUUUGCGCUGUUUCAUCUGCUAAAAAAAUUGCUGAAACUUUAAAUGUGGAAACAAGUUUCAAACCCAAAAGACAUAGACUAACUAAAAGACAAUUUCAAUAUGAAAGCUUAGACAAUUAUGAACCUACUCCAGAAGAGGAAUUUAAAAGAGAUUUUUUCUAUUGUCUUAUAGAUACAAGUAUAACAUCAAUACAGUCACGUUUUGAACAGUUGGAAUCUCAUAAAAAUACAUGGGGAUUCUUAUAUAAUAUUUCUGAUUUGCCUGAACAUGAUACUUUGGUAAAACAUUGUAUGGAUUUACAUAAUACACUUAAAAAUGAAGACCAAAAUGAUAUCAAUGGAGUAGAUUUAUGUGUUGAAUUAGAACAUAUUAAAACUCUAUUACCAAAAGAUGUAUCUUCUCCAAAAGCAGUAUUGGAAUAUAUGUUACAAUCUAAUACAUCUGAUCUAUUCCCAAAAACCUGGAUAUCCUUAAGAAUUUUAUCAACAAUUCCUGUUACUGUUGCUAGUGGUGAGAGAAGUUUUUCGAAAUUAAAACUUAUUAAAACGUAUCUGCGUUCGACAUUGGGAGACGAAAAAUUGACAUCUCUAGCAAUCCUUUCUAUUGAAAAUGAAAUAGCUCAAAGAAUGGAUUUCUCAGAAAUUAUUAAAAAUUUUGCAAAAUCAAAAGCAAGAAAAGUUUUUAUCAAGGUUUAG